This is a messenger RNA of Macrosiphum euphorbiae (potato aphid), 1248 nucleotides long. The record is from the annotation of a GenBank genome assembly. Lineage: Eukaryota; Metazoa; Arthropoda; Insecta; Hemiptera; Aphididae.
AUGAGUCUUUUGAAGUAUAACUUCUCUAAAACUCCAAAGAAUGAUUUACCUACACAUAAAGUUCCUACCAGUACAAUUAAAUCAAAUAUUGACUUAUCAACCUCAUCAAAAAUUAUUCCUGUUACUAAAUCUACUGAUUCUAUAAAUAAUAGUUCUUAUCCUGACUGCUGGGACUCCAAACAAAUUCUUUAUUUUACUGAAACUUAUCCUUGGAUGUAUUUUAAAGAAAAAAAAAUUGGUUGUAUAUUUUGUAGAGAUGUAAAUCUAAACUUGCUUAAACAAACAGGAUCACAUAUAGCAACUGAAUGGUCAAAUGCAGAAAUUUCUCCAACUGGUUUAAAUUUAAAAAAUAAACAGACUAAUUUAAGAAAAAAAAUAUUAAAACACAAGCUUUCAAUUUCACAUUUAAAUGCUCAAAAGAUAGUUGAUGAGAGUAAAAAAAAUAUAAUAGAUGAAAAAAUAUCUGAAAUGGCAUUAUCUGAAUCAAACCAAACACAAAAAAUAUUUAGAACAGCCUAUUUAAUUUCUAAAAAUCAACGCCCAUAUACUGAUAUGCCAAAAUUAGUCGACCUCCAAGUUAAUAAUGGAGUUGAUCUUGGGAGAAUACUUCAUACUAAUGUAUCAUGUACACAGAUAAUUGAUCAUAUUGCCUCUGAGAUGAGAAUAAAAUUAGCUAAAUGCAUUAUAGAAAAUGGAACAAAAUUAUGUAUUUUAGUUGAUGAAUCGACAACUUUGAUCAGGAAGUCAAUGUUGGUUAUUUGUUUGCGCUGUGCUAUUGGUGAAUUGGGUGAAAUAAAUACAUUCUUUUUUGAUAUUGUUGAACUGAAUAAUACUUCAGCUGUAUCUGUAAAAGGUUCAAUGUUGCAAGCACUUGAAAAGUAUGGGAUUAAUUUUGAGUUUUUAAAAAAAAACUUGAAUGCCUUUGUUAGUGAUGGAGCAUCAAAUAUGUUGGGACGUAAAUCUGGUGUCGGUACUCUAUUAAAAAAUGAUUUUCCAAAUAUAAUAACUUGGCACUGUUGCAACCACCGCCUAGAGUUGGCAGUUAACGAUAUUUUAAAAGAAGUAAGUGGAUUAAAUCAUUUUCAGAGUUUUAUUGAAAAACUUUAUGCAACAUAUCAUAUGUCUCCUAAGAAUACAAGUGAAUUAAGAGAAUGUGCUGCUUCAUUAGAGAAAAAACUAUUAACAAUUCGUAAGAUUUUUACUAUCCGAUGGGUUGCUUCAAGUCAGCGUACAGUGAAAGCUGUUUAG